This is a messenger RNA of Phoenix dactylifera (date palm), 1073 nucleotides long. RefSeq lists its product as uncharacterized. The record is from RefSeq and is a predicted model, not a curated record. Lineage: Eukaryota; Viridiplantae; Streptophyta; Magnoliopsida; Arecales; Arecaceae.
GAGGCGAGCAGAGAAGCCAAUACGAGCCGGGGCGAGGUUUCGGUGGGCAGCGGUAGGUACGCGCGGUGAAGCCAAGAAGGGGGACCAGAGAGAGAGGGGGAGAGAGAGGGAGCGAGCGAGGGCGAGGUGGCUGUAGGAUCUCGAGAAGGGAGAAAAGGGCAGCGCGGAAUCGGACGCCGAUCGGUCUCCCACCGCCGGCCAGCCUUGCAAAAUCGUCAUCGUCGUAGUAUAAAGAGGAAAAGGAAAGGAAGGGAAAAGAUGAACGAGGUGUUGACCGCGGCGGAUGUGGCAUCGUCGUCGAGGACGUCGAUGGCGCCGCCCUCUUCUACCUCGUCCCUGGCCUCCAAUCUUCCCCUCGUCUCCGCCUUCUUCGCCUUCUCUCUCGCACAGUUCCUCAAGCUCUUCACCACCUGGUUUAAGGAGAAGAGAUGGGAUUCUAGAAGGUUGCUUGGGUCAGGUGGAAUGCCUUCAUCACAUUCAGCUACUGUUGUAGCUCUUGCUGUGGCUAUAGGUCUACAAGAAGGAGCUGGCAGCUCUUCAUUUGCUCUUGCUGUGAUUUUGGCAUCCAUUGUAAUGUAUGAUGCAUCUGGGAUUAGAUUGCAUGCUGGCCGGCAAGCUGAGUUGUUGAAUCAAAUAGUAUGCGAACUGCCACCGGAGCACCCUUUAUCUAGUGUUAGGCCUUUACGUGAACCUCUUGGACACACCCCACUUCAGGUUUGUGCAGGUGCUGUCCUGGGCUGCUUUGUAUCAUACCUGAUGAGAUAUUCAGGAUGAGAAGAAAUUUGACCUUGUCUGCCAUAAUUGGUUCUGAUGGAAAUGGGGGUCAAUUACAUAACUGAAAUCAAUCCUAGCUUACCAACAAGUGAUACUUCCCUCAUUAAUAUUAGCUUUGUGUGGGCAUAGAUUCUUGAUGAACUCCUGAAUCUGUUCAGUAAAAUAAGCUUUUGCACUUGUGUUAUAGAUAGUAAAACUCUUGAUUCUCCCUGCAAAAAUUUAAGCACAAAGCCACCAAAUGAUGAAAGAUGGUACAAUAUUUGUGCUUACCCUUUUUUUAUAAAUAUUUGGUUCUAACC